UAGACAUUGCUUCAUGCACGCAAUAAUACUAUCUGCUGCAUGUACUUUUCUUUCCCUCAAAGAGAUUAUACAGUUGCCUAUACAUUUUGUAUUGGUAUUCUGCUGUCUUCUUGUCUCAACUAUCUGUUGAUGGUUUUUGGGUCUCUAUAAAUGUUGAUUAAUAAGAGGAAAUUGUAUAUAUUACAUUUCUAGUCCUUGUAAAUGGAUAAGUUGGAAUUGGCAGAACAAAUUGCAGUUGUAUCCGGUUGUUUGUAUUUGUCAUGGAGGAUAAUUAAAUAUGUUUGGAGCUUCUUGGAGGUGGAGGAGGAUCCUGUUACAGUCCUUGUCACCGGUGCUGCAGGCCAAAUUGGGUAUGCUCUUGUUCCCAUGAUUGCUAGAGGGGAAAUGUUGGGUCCUAAUCGGCCUGUCAUUCUACAUUUGCUUGACAUUGAACCUGCUGCUGAGGCCUUAAAUGGAGUUAAAAUGGAAUUGAUUGAUGCGGCUUUUCCUCUUUUAAAAGGUGUUGUUGCUACAACGAAUGUCGUUGAAGCUUGUACAGACGUUGACAUCGCAAUUAUGGUAGGUGGAUUCCCGCGCAAAGAUGGAAUGGAGAGGAAGGAUGUGAUGUCAAAAAAUGUGUCCAUAUACAAGGCUCAAGCUUCAGCCUUAGAGCAACAUGCUUCAUCAAAUUGCAAGGUGCUACUGGUGGCUAAUCCAGCUAACACUAAUGCCCUGAUCUUGAAAGAAUUUGCUCCAUCAAUCCCUGAAGAUAACAUCACUUCCCUUACAAGACUUGAUCACAAUCGAGCUUUAGGCCAGAUUUCAGAGAAACUAAAUGUUCAUGUUAGUGAUGUUAAAAAUGUAAUCAUAUGGGGAAAUCACUCUUCAACUCAGUAUCCAGAUGUGAAUCAUGCAACUGUAUCCACAGACAAAGGAACAAAAUAUGUGCGAGAACUUGUCAACAAUGAUCACUGGCUGAACACAGAGUUCAUCACAACGGUUCAGCAGCGUGGUGCAGCCAUCAUUAAAGCCCGAAAGCUUUCCAGUGCAUUAUCUGCUGCAAGUGCUGCCUGUGAUCAUAUACGUGAUUGGGUUCUUGGCACUCCCAAGGGAACAUGGGUGUCAAUGGGAGUGUAUUCUGAUGGAUCUUAUGGCGUUCCGCCUGGACUUAUCUACUCUUUCCCGGUGACUUGUGAAAAGGGGGAAUGGUCAAUUGUACAAGGGCUCAAAAUCGAUGAGUUUUCGAGGGCUAAGAUGGAUGCAACAGCUGAAGAGCUUAUUGAGGAGAAGGCAUUAGCUUAUUCAUGCCUUCAUUAACACUUCUUCUGAAUUUUCUGGGAGAUACACUAAAACAUCAGCAGAGUUGUGCCUUGUUUAGUAAAAUUGUAUUGGGAGGACUUCAGACGACAGUUUUGAGUUUCCUAUACUCAAAUGACAAAUAAAAUACUUGGAGCACUCAUUUUAGUAUAUUUUACGGUUUACUUAUCCCUCAACUCUUUUGAUGGACGGGUAUUUCGUGAAGUUUACCAACUUAUGUUUGUGUUUGAUUGGAAUAAAUGAAAAUUAGUGAUUCAAAUAAAA
Daucus carota subsp. sativus is the source of this 1560-nucleotide messenger RNA. Its product is annotated as malate dehydrogenase, cytoplasmic. Gene Ontology annotation, biological process: malate metabolic process; tricarboxylic acid cycle; oxaloacetate metabolic process. Bases 202 to 1296 code for a protein of 364 amino acids. Gene Ontology annotation, molecular function: L-malate dehydrogenase (NAD+) activity. NCBI's taxonomy places the organism in Eukaryota, Viridiplantae, Streptophyta, Magnoliopsida, Apiales, Apiaceae. The record is from RefSeq and is a predicted model, not a curated record. The transcript has 8 exons.